AUGGCAAACGCAAGUGAUGACGAUGAAAAGGUAACGGGUCCCGUGGAAAACGCCUGGGAAUUGAAGAUACCAGAGUUCAAACCCGAAGACAAUCCUCAUGGUUUAUUGGAAGAGAGUUGCUUUGCAACGUUGUUUCCGCAAUAUAGGGAGCAAUAUUUGAGGCAAGUGUGGCCUUUGGUUAAGAAAACGUUAGGAGAACACCAUAUAAAAGCCGAAUUGGACGUCGUGGAAGGCACCAGAGAUAUGAUAAAACUAAUGUCGAGAAGCGUGCCUUAUGAACAAGCAAAACGCGUGUUAGAAGACGAUACGGGUUGCGAUAUAAUCAAAAUAGGAAAAAUCACGAGAAAUAAAGAAAAAUUCGUAAAACGGAGGCAACGAUUAAUAGGCCCCAACGGUUGCACUUUAAAAUCAAUCGAAAUAUUAACGAACUGCUACGUGCUCGUGCAAGGCCAAACCGUCGCCGCCUUAGGGCCUUACAAGGGCCUACAGCAAGUCAGAAAAAUCGUGGAAGACACUAUGAAAAACAUCCACCCAAUCUACAACAUCAAAGCGCUCAUGAUAAAAAGAGAACUAGCGAAAGAUCCGAAGCUCAAAAGCGAAAAUUGGGAACGAUUCUUGCCUAAAUUCGUCAACAAAAACAUCAGCAAACGCAAACAGCCCAAAAACAAGAAAGACAAGAAGCCCUACACGCCGUUUCCGCCUCAGCAACAAGAGAGCAAAGUCGACAAGGAACUGGCCUCCGGCGAGUAUUUCCUCAACAAGAACCAAAAGAGCGUCAAAAAGCAGAAGGAGAAGGAAGAAAAACAAACCGAAGCGGCCAAACGGAGGGAAGAGAGAAGGAACCAAGCGUUCGUUCCUCCAGAUGAACCGAGUACCUCGAAGAAGAGCUUUGCAGUGGCAGAUAAAAUCGAUGUGGCUUCGCUUAAAGAAAAAAUAUCCAAAGCUAGAAAGGGCACUAAAAUAUUCAACAAGAAAAAUAAUUAA
This is a messenger RNA of Phyllotreta striolata, 984 nucleotides long. NCBI's taxonomy places the organism in Eukaryota, Metazoa, Arthropoda, Insecta, Coleoptera, Chrysomelidae. The record is from the annotation of a GenBank genome assembly.